Camponotus floridanus (Florida carpenter ant) is the source of this 867-nucleotide messenger RNA. RefSeq lists its product as uncharacterized. The record is from RefSeq and is a predicted model, not a curated record. The coding region runs from base 1 to 867 and encodes 288 amino acids. The transcript has 3 exons. Lineage: Eukaryota; Metazoa; Arthropoda; Insecta; Hymenoptera; Formicidae.
AUGCGCACGGGAUGCCACAUUAAAUUGUCGCGGGAGAUUAUGAUGAAAAGAGCGGUGGUUAACGUACAGUCUAAGGACAAUGCGUGUUUCGCGUGGGCAGUGGUCGCCGCUCUAUAUCCCGCAGAAAGGAACGCGGAACGAGAAUCAUCGUAUCCACCUUACGCGACAGUGCUGAAUCUCCGGGACAUUGAGUUUCCAGUAACUUUAAAUCAAAUUAAAAAAUUUGAACUCGCGAACAAUAUCUCGAUCAACGUGUACGGCAUCGAAGACAAGAACAGUAUCGUCCCGAUACGUCUUUCGGAGCAGAAGCGAGAUAAGCACGUGAAUCUGCUAUACGUGGAAGACGGCAACAGUGUCGGACAUUUCGCGUGGAUAAAAAAUUUAUUCAGGCUCGUGAGCUCGCAACUGAGCAAACACAACGGUCAAAGAUAUAUCUGCGAUCGAUGCCUGCAUUAUUUUAGUUCAGAUGACAAGUUGCAGUCGCAUACGGUCGACUGCGGGGAGAUGAAUGACUGCGCUAUCCGGUUGCCGAGCGACAAGGACAAGUGGCUCGAGUUCAACAAUUACAACAGGAAAGAACGGUUUCCAUUCGUCGUGUACGCCGAUCUGGAAUGCGUUCUGACCAAAACGGAAGAAGAACAACAACAAAAAUUCUGGCGUCCGACAACUACGGUACAAAUAUCAAACGGUAAUCCUUACUACGAUAUGAUAGCCGCCCUGCGACGGUAUCUCGGCACGAUGGCACCAGCUGAUCCCGGAUGGAAAUUUCUAACCGGCUACCUGUGCGACGGCUUACACUUUUAUUCCGGUGGCUGCUCCCUCAGGGUCGUCUCUUCUAGAUCCUGGUUGUUGUGCACAGGUCACUAG